AUGGAGUGCAACACACGUGACGCGUCCUUCACGUACCGCACCGUCAACUCCGACAAGCGGGAACUUAUCGGCGGGGCCGACAUGUACAUCGCCGCCUGCAGGGCAUGCUACAUCGCGAAGGAGCGGGCAGAGGCGGAGAAGGCAGAGGAGAAGUGCAGUGCCGCAACGCAGGUAAAAGAGAGCCCCGAAAACAUCGUGAAGAAAGAGGCGCCGUGCCCCGGGUCCGCAUCGCCCGACGCUGGGAGCGCGGCGAGGGCGAUCUCACCGGGCUCCGCCGCUUCCGCACGCAAGCGGCCGGCCGACGCGGUGGCAGAUGAGGAGAAGGAGAACAGGCAGGAGAACGCCGAGGCCGGUAAUAAGCCCAACUGUGUGAAGAAACUUCGUGGCGAUUGCUGUUAG
Messenger RNA from Trypanosoma grayi, 399 nucleotides. Its product is annotated as thymidine kinase. The record is from RefSeq and is a predicted model, not a curated record. Bases 1 to 399 code for a protein of 132 amino acids. NCBI's taxonomy places the organism in Eukaryota, Euglenozoa, Kinetoplastea, Trypanosomatida, Trypanosomatidae. Gene Ontology annotation, molecular function: thymidine kinase activity; ATP binding. The transcript has a single exon.